CUGUCAAAACUUGUUGUUGCACUUCGAAAAAUGCUGAGAAAUACGUUCUUUGCCAACGCAAGGCUGAGGCAACUGCCGGCAGGUGUUUUGGCACGAAGUUCCGCAAGGAACAGCAGCACAACGACGACGUCUCUCGAUGCCGGCACUGAGAAGGAAGUGCGGCAUCAUGAGAACCAGGCCUCCGACUGGUGGAAUCAGAACGGAUCGAUGGGGGCACUGCAUGCCCUAAACGAGAUUCGAGUUCCCUUCAUCAGAGAUGGCAUCGUUUCGCGCGGCACAGUGGAGCCUGGUUAUGUAAAUACCACCAAAGUGCUCAAGGGACAGCGAAUUUUGGAGGUCGGAUGUGGCGGCGGUCUACUAACUGAACAACUUGCGCGACUAGGCGCCCAGGUUACAGGUAUCGAUCUUGGCGAAAAGCUUAUCGAAGCGGCCCGUGAUCACCUGAAUAGCUUCAGUCCGGAACUGGCCAGCAAUGUUAUAUACAAAAUAGAGCCGGUAGAUCAGCAUGCCAAGGGCAAUUUUGAGUGCUACGAUUCUGUGAUUGUGUCUGAAGUGCUGGAGCACGUCGACGAUAAGGUGUCACUGCUGGAGGCCAGUGUACGCACUUUAAAGCCUGGCGGAUAUUUUAUCACCACUUUGAACAAGACUAUCCCCUCUUGGUUCGGUGGUGUUAUAUUGAGCGAAUAUGUACUGAAUCUGGUGCCAAAGGGCACGCAUCAUUGGGAAAAGAUGAUUUCGCCACUGGAUGUUCAGCGGAUCUUGGAUACAAUGAACUGCCAGACGGUAUUGGUGAAUGGCAGUACCUACGACUUUUGGAGCAACACAUGGCGUUGGAUCAACAAUACCCAGAUGUGCUACGCCCUUCAGGCGGUCAAGAAUAAGAACGCCUAAGCGAGAGGAUUCACUUGAUAUCGUAUAUUUUAGGUAACUAGUGCUAGUUUGGUGUAUGCAAUAACUUAAGAGUAAACAACUAAUCGUCAUCCUCACGGGGCUUCUUAAA
Drosophila serrata is the source of this 1000-nucleotide messenger RNA. RefSeq names its product ubiquinone biosynthesis protein COQ3, mitochondrial (gene Coq3). Gene Ontology annotation, cellular component: mitochondrion. Gene Ontology annotation, molecular function: 3-demethylubiquinol 3-O-methyltransferase activity; polyprenyldihydroxybenzoate methyltransferase activity. NCBI's taxonomy places the organism in Eukaryota, Metazoa, Arthropoda, Insecta, Diptera, Drosophilidae. The record is from RefSeq and is a predicted model, not a curated record. Gene Ontology annotation, biological process: ubiquinone biosynthetic process.